Molecule: messenger RNA, 723 nt
Organism: Metarhizium brunneum ARSEF 3297
Lineage: Eukaryota; Fungi; Ascomycota; Sordariomycetes; Hypocreales; Clavicipitaceae
Gene: ISCA2
Product: Iron-sulfur cluster assembly 2
Biological process (GO): iron-sulfur cluster assembly
Cellular component (GO): mitochondrion
Molecular function (GO): 2 iron, 2 sulfur cluster binding; iron ion binding; 4 iron, 4 sulfur cluster binding
Source: RefSeq, a predicted model, not a curated record
AUGGCCAGCGUUGGCUGUGCAAAUGGCGCAUCGGCCGCAAGGUCGUUCAUCCAAAUCGCGAAGCGUGGCUACUCAACCGCCGCUGCGAGAUCAUCCGCUCCUCUGGAGUUUCUACUUCCCCGAACUGCCUCGACAACCCAUUGCCACGCUGCCUUUCUCUUACGGUCGACGAAAACUACCCGCACAGGCCGCGCGUCCUUGCGAGGCGCCCCGUUCAGCGGUGGUCUACGACAGUCGCAGAAGCGAACCUUCACGACGACAGUGUCGCGACAGGCCACAGUGUGUGUGCUUAACCCUCAAAAAGAUGAAGAUGGAAAUGAAAUGAUGUUGGAAAUUACCCCAAGAGCGGCAAAGCGAUUGUCACAAAUUAUGAAAAAGGACGACAAUCCCAAUCUCGCACUUCGCAUCCAGGUAGAAAGCGGGGGCUGCCACGGCUUUCAGUAUCUAAUGAGCCUAGUCACCAUACCACCGAAGGACACGGCAGAAUGGUCGACAGUUGUAAACGAAGACGACACCAUCUUCCAAUUCUCGGACGAAGCGGACACGACAAGUUCAUCUGAGCAUGGCCCUAGAAUUAUAAUGGACGAGCCGUCUCUGGAUCUGCUAAAGGGGAGCAAGGUGGACUUUACCAUGGAAUUGAUUGGGUCACAAUUUAAGAUUGUUGACAAUCCGUAUGCUACAAGUAGCUGUGGUUGUGGUACAAGCUUCGAUAUCAAGAUGUAG